AUGGCUGCGGAUCUAAAUACCGUCACUCUUUUCCUCCUCCCCGAGAGGAUCACCCAGGCACAAUUCUUUGCCUCUCUUACUGCGUUCACGCUUGGCAACUGGUACCCAAAUCCCGCCAUCAAAUCUCCGUGGAUCCCCAGUGCCAUCCACCCAGCCUUCGAUCCCAUGGAUGCCAAUCUCAGUUUCGAUCUUCAGAGCCUCUACGUUGCCGUUCUUUCCAUGGGCGGUUUUGAAUCCGUCGAUCAAUCCCAAAGGUGGGUUCUCGUGGCCAUCAACAUGAACCUUUGGCCCGAAGAAUUCCACCUACCCCGCCUCUUUUAUGUUCGAUAUCUCUAUCAGUACGAGAUAUAUGCCCGUAAAGUCCGCCGUCUCUUUACGGCCCGUAAGCGUCGUGGUAGGGACCCCAGAGAGUACUCGCAGCAAAAGUACAUCCUUGGGUUGGAGGACAACGACCGUGAGGACUACCAUGUUGCCUGUAGGCCAUGGAGCUCAGUCGAUAUCCGUCUUGAGAUCAAGAAGCAGGGCGUCCUUGAUGGUAAGUUGGUCUUAAUAGACUACUACACGAUAUCGCCGGCAAUUCAGUUAUAUGUCACACAGAAGACGUAUCUCGAGGCGACGGAGAUUUUUGAGAAUUAUGCUCACGUUGGCUUGGUACAUUUUCCACGUCCAGAGUCAAUUGGCCCGCUCUCGUCCAUCUCUAAGGACGAGGAACAGCGCGCUCCGAAUCCCAGGAGCGACAGGCACCUCUCCAGUGAAUGCAAAAAAAUAAAAUUCGACAUGAUUAGUCUCAACCGUACCCACAUCUUUGAGACACAUGUUAAAAACGCUCAAGAACCGCUACCAAUCGUGACCUCCGAAGAACUUGCACCAUUUAUGUGUGACGAUGUUGAUUCCGAUGCUAGUGACAAUGACGAGGACUCGGACUGCGGUGAAGAAGCACCGUUACUGGAUGGCAUGGGCCAUGAUCAAGCCCAAUUGGUCGAAAAGUUUGGGUUUGGUCGCCGCCCGCAAAGGAGGGGGAGAAGGAAGACCAAGGCUAAGAAACAGAGGAAACCCACUAAGAUUGAAACCGAAGUUACUGAUGGGCUGACCUUGGCCGAAUGCCUUGACCGCAACCCUUUGGCCACCCCGGUUGACAACCCGGCCUGGAAAACCGAGCUCGUGGUAAAGUUCGGCUUCAAACAACAUACUCAGGACCCGGAAUCACCCAAGGCGGUCGUUAAAGAAGGCAAAAACUAUGAAGAGUAUAUGCACGAAACCGAUCAUAACUCACCUGAAAUCAAACGCUUCUUCGACGAAAGACUCAAGCUUGAAGGCGGGUUCUGGCAAAUGGAACUCGAUAGACUAGAGGCCUUGGAAAGUAGGGUCCGAGGUGACGAGGAGCGCAAACGCCAAAGGUAUUCUAAUACUCCUUCCCAGCCAUGGGACCAAGUCAGUGCCGGCUCAAGAGCAACUCCCGAAAACUGUCAUUCCGGCGAGACGUACAACAGCUCCGACAGCGAACCGGAACUUUUCCGAGUCGUCGCUCCUCCUCCCGGCUUCGGGGAUAUGCCGAUGCCGAUGCAUGCGUAUGCUCAAAGAGUCGCGAAGCACGAACAAAUAACCAUGGUCAAACAGUCGAACCAUUUCCUUCCCCAAAAUAAGCCUUCUAAGGAGACUUCUAUCUACAGAGAGCUUGCAGAAAAAGAUGAGAUCAAGUUGUCUAUGCUGCCGCCUUCUCGUCAGGAACAAAGACAACAGCUGGAGUCCUACUCUACUGGUGAAUUCGCACGUCUCCGCGAGGAAUAUGUCCAGCACGAGAAAGCCGUCUCAGAUCUUUUAGGCUCAGAUACCUACGAUGCACCCUACACCUCUGCUGAUAACCGCUCCUAUCACCGCUCUGGUCCAGGAUUGCGCAAAAAGGCGAGUGAUUCCCGAAAGAUCCUCAGUCUUCCCAAUGGCCAGAGACUUGACAUCACCAAGGUCAAUCCGCAGAACCCACCUUCCUACAAUUACGCACAGCAGUGGCUCCAGGAGCGUGCCACUCCCGACGAUGAUUCAUGCAUCGGGAUUCCGCGGGAGAACCAGAUGACCCUGCAGCAUCACGAGAAUACUGCAAUCAACCACGGGACUCAGCAGAUUGUUGGUAAGAAUAAUUCCGGCGAGGCUCUCGGUACCCCAAAGCGUUCCAACGUCUACCCGACACGCAGCCCCGGGACCCCGAUGUCCUAUACCGCCCAGGGCCAACGUAGUGGCUACAGCUCUCCUACAGUCAACCAACAAUAUACUGGCGUUGGGGCCAGGAACAAUAGUCCCACUGCAGUCAACCAGCAGUACCUUGGCACCAGGAACAUGAACUCCAACCCCACUGUCGUCAUCCAGCAGUUUUCUGGUAUUGGAAACAUGAAUACCAAGGAUACCAAGCUCAAGCUCACUCCCUCCGAGGAUCUGCUCCUCUCGAAUGCCUUCUACAAGUACCAAGUCGAAGUCGACGAUGAUGGUUUGAGGGAUUACUAA
This is a messenger RNA of Morchella sextelata, 2496 nucleotides long. RefSeq lists its product as uncharacterized. Lineage: Eukaryota; Fungi; Ascomycota; Pezizomycetes; Pezizales; Morchellaceae. Bases 1 to 2496 code for a protein of 831 amino acids. Gene Ontology annotation, molecular function: DNA binding. The transcript has a single exon. The record is from RefSeq and is a predicted model, not a curated record.